Acanthosepion pharaonis is the source of this 1689-nucleotide messenger RNA. NCBI's taxonomy places the organism in Eukaryota, Metazoa, Mollusca, Cephalopoda, Sepiida, Sepiidae. The record is from the annotation of a GenBank genome assembly.
AUGAGGAAGUUUGAUUGGCACAGGGCCAUCAAAAUAGGUUUUUAUUGGUUGAGAAUCUCUCUUCUUAUUCAUAGACUCUUCAUAUCUAUCUAUCUAUCUAUCUAUCUAUCUAUCUAUCUAUCUAUCUCAGUGCAUUCACAUGUAUCUAUCUAUUUCACUUUGGUCAUAUCUAGCAAUUUGUUUAAAUAUAAUAUCUAUCUAUCUAUCUAUCUAUCUAUCUAUCUAUCUAUCUAUCUAUCUCAGUCUGUUCAUAUCUAUCUAUCUAUCUAUCUAUCUAUCUAUCUAUCUAUCUAUCUAUCUGUCGGUUUGUCUGUUCCUGGAAUUCUGAUUUCGUUCCUUCCUAUCUUCAUCCAUUUGUUCGUUCCUUUCUUUCUUCCUUCCUUCUUUCCUUUGUUCGUUCGUUCCUCCUUUCCUUUGUUCCUUCCUUUGUUUCUUCCUUCCUUUGUUCGUUCGUUCCUUCCUUCCUUCCUUGCUAUCAUUCUUUCUUUGUUUCUUCGCGCCUUUGUUCUUCCUUUUUUCUUUCCUUCAUUUGUUCGUUCGUUCGUUCGUUUGUUCUUUCUUUCUUUAGGUCCUCCCUUCCUUGGUUUCUUCCCGUCUUCGUUCUUUCCUUUCUUCGUUCGUUCGUUCGUUCGUUCGUUCGUUUGUUCUUUCGUUUCUUUGUUUCUUCAGGCCUUCGUCCCAUUCUUCCUUCCUUCCUUUGUUCCUUCGUUCGUUCCUUCCUUUUUUCUUCAGGCCUUCGUUCGUUCGUUCGUUCGUUCGUUCGUUCCUUUCUUUCUUUCUUUCUUUCUUUCUUUCUUUCUUUCUUUCUUUCUUUCUUUGUUCGUUCGUUCGUUCGUUCUAUCCUUCCUUCGUUUGUUGCUUCGCGCCUUUGUUCCUUCAUUUCUUCGUUCGUUCGUUCGUUCGUACAUUCCUUCUUUACUUCCUUCAUUCGUUCGUUCGUUUCUUCGCGCCUUCGUUUGUUCCUUUCUUCCUUCCUUUGUUUGUUUGUUCGUCCGUUCGGUCCUUCCUUUCUUUCUUUGUUUCUACAGGCCUUCGUUCCUUCCUCUUCCUUCCUGGCAUCCAUUGUUCGUUCGUUCGUUCUUUUCUUUUGAUUCUUCGCGCCUUUGUUCCUUCCUGUCUUCCUUCCUUCUUUCGUUCGUUCCUUCGUUCUUUCGGUCCUUCCUUCCUUUCAUUGUUUCUUCUGGCCUUUGUUCCUUCCUUUCUUCCUUCCUUCCUUUGUUCGUUCGUUCUUUUGUUCCUUCCAUCCUUUCUUCCUCCCUUUUUGUUUUCGCGCCUUCGUUCGUUCGUUCGUUCGUUCCUUCCUUCCUUUGUUCGUUCUUUCCUACCUUUGUUCAUUCUUUCCUUUCUUUGUUUCUUCAAGCCUUCGUUCCUUCCUUUCAUUCCACCAUUCUUUCCUUUGUUCGUCCGUUUGUUCCUACCUGCUUUCCUUUAUUUAUUUCCUUCCUUUCUUCCUUCCUUUGUUCGUUCGUUCGUUCCUCCCUUCCUUCCUUUCUUUUUUUUUCAGACCUUCGUUCCUUCCCUUCUUCCUUCCAUACUUCCUUUCUUCGUUCGUUCCUUCGUUCCCUCCUCUCUUCCUUUGUUUCUUCGCGCCUUCGUUUCUUCCUUCCUUUCUUCGUUCGUUCGUUCUUUCCUUCCUUCCUUCCUUCCUUCCUUCCUUCCUUCCUUCCUUCCUUCCUCGGAUACUUAUAA